AUGUCUGAUCGCACCUCAUCUGCGACCUUCCGAGUUGGAUUUCCUUCACCUUCAUCCCCUUCAGUCGGUUACUUGAAAGAGAACGAUCAACCGUACAUUUCGUCAGAUCACUUUCCCCAGACUCCGACAUCGCCUCCGUUGAUGUCGGUCAGCGCUCAGAGCCAUGCCACAUACUUCGCACCCUCGCAAACGUCACCUAGGCAGGCAACAUCACAAUCCGCAGACUACUCCUCACUGCCCCCUUCGGAUCCAAUGUCUUCCCAGAUAUCGCAACAGCCGACCCUAAGCAGUACGACGACUUCGUUUCCGACUCCGGCCAGUAGUGUGAGUGGUCAUUUGGUGGACGCGGACAAGUUGACUGGUACUGGAAUGCAGGAAUCUGGGUCAACUGUCACGGCAGAUGCAAAUCUGGUCCCUACACAAACGCCUCCAGAGCACACACAGACAGACCAUGACCGGAAUAUGGGUGGGGCCGAUCCCGGGACUAGAGUCCGGGAUUCUGCGAAUAUGGACGCAAUGGAGAUCGACAACAAUGACAACAGCGGUAGCAGCAACAACGAGGGUGCGGCCUCGUCGGAGAAUAAUGGUUUCAGCUUAGAUUCCCUUCAAAGGGAAUUUACCUCGGCCUACCAUCUCUGCAAAAGCUCCCAUGUUGCAACUGGUCCAGACCCAUCAUUAGACCUUGUCUCGUUGUACGGGCUCGGUCCGAUUGCGAAAUCCGUAGCACGGAUGGAUCCGGUCACGGGAGAAAAGAUCAAUAGACUACGGAAAUCAUACGAAGGCAAGUUGAAAGGGCUUGGUUUGGCGGGCAGAAACAAGCCUGUCAAAAAUGAGGCAGGCAUGCCUGGUAGUCUGAGACAUCUCACCAUGUGGCCUGAAGAGGAAUGGCAGAACCAAAAGGUCUUUGGGAAGCAAAUCAAGAUUGCGGACAUGGAUUCAGCAUUGCAACAGUUGCAGAUGAAGGCUAUGAAAUUGGAGCCAGGCACCGUGCCAAACAACGAUUACUGGGAGGACGUGCUGGGCCAUGAGAAGCCGUCGAAACAUGCAGGUGCAGGUGAUGCUGGGAGAAAGGCGGCUGCGCCAUCUGGGGGUGUUCGAGCGCCCAGUCAGUCAAACGGCACACCCGCUCCCGCAGAGCUGGAGCGAAGUCGACCCAGUCGCGGACACAAGAGACGUUACGAUGACAACAGCUUUGUUGGUUACGGCGAAGGUUACGCAGAUGACGACGACGAGGGCGCCUUCUAUUCGAACAGCGAAGGAAUCGGGAAGAAAAAGCGCAAGAAGGUAUGA
Messenger RNA from Aspergillus chevalieri, 1290 nucleotides. RefSeq lists its product as uncharacterized. Gene Ontology annotation, biological process: regulation of transcription by RNA polymerase II. The coding region runs from base 1 to 1290 and encodes 429 amino acids. NCBI's taxonomy places the organism in Eukaryota, Fungi, Ascomycota, Eurotiomycetes, Eurotiales, Aspergillaceae. Gene Ontology annotation, molecular function: transcription coregulator activity. The record is from RefSeq and is a predicted model, not a curated record. Gene Ontology annotation, cellular component: mediator complex. The transcript is spliced from 2 exons.